UUCGAUUGAAUGCAUAUCUCUGAAAAUGGCUGUGAACGUUUACUCAACCUCAGUGUGUAGUGAUAACUUGAGUCGUCAUGACAUGCUUGCCUGGAUCAACGAAUCGUUACAGAUCAACCUUACUAAGAUAGAGCUGUUAUGUUCAGGUGCGGCCUACUGCCAGUUCAUGGACAUGCUCUUCCCCGGCUGUGUGCCUUUGAAGAAAGUCAAAUUUGCUGCAAAACUAGAGCACGAAUUCAUUCACAACUAUAAGAUCUUGCAAGCUGGCUUCAAAAGAAUGGGUGUCGAAAAAAUCAUCCCUGUUGACAAGUUGAUAAAAAGCAAGUUCCAGGACAACUUUGAGUUUGUGCAGUGGUUCAAGAAGUUCUUUGAUGCCAACUAUGAUGGGAAAGAGUACGACCCUGUGGAGGCUCGCCAGGGCCAAGACUCCAUGCCAUACCCCGCCAUGUCGGCCCUCAACAAGCCCAAGAAAAUCCUCAACGCUGCAUCCCAGCGAGCAGCAGUUGCCAAGGUAGCACCCAAAAUGGCGCCCAGCUUGGCGCGGAGACCAGGGGCUGGCGGAGGUGACGAGGAGCGGGCAGAACUCAUUCAGGAGGUAAAUAUACUAAAGUCCACCAUCCAGGACAUGGAGAAGGAGAGGGACUUUUAUUUCGGCAAACUGAGGAACAUUGAGCUCAUCUGCCAAGAAAAGGAAGGAGAGGGUGAUCCCACACUGCAGAGGAUCGUGGAUAUACUCUACGCCACAGAUGAGGGCUUUGUCAUACCGGACGCUGAGUCAGAGGACCAGGAGGAAUUCUAACGUUCAAGACUGGAUCAUGCAGCUUUUAAUACAACCCCUCAACCCACCAAACUCCUUCAAUCAGCUACAACAUCUCUAUCCUCUCCCUACGUACAACACCCACUCCAAAAAAUGUAUCAUGUUAUGCGUUCGUGAUCUCCGAGUGGACUGUAUAUCAAAUGUUUGUUUUCUGUAAAAUCAAGUUGAAAUAAGUAAGUGUGUGUGUGAAGUACCUCUUUUGAAAGCCCUUCUCUGGGUCAUCCCAUUGGCCCGUAUCAGCAUCAUGUUGUUAGAAGGCAGCCAUUGGGGUCCAGAAGAGUGAACUGUCUAAGAUUUUUUUGUUUGCUUGUCUUUCCCCUCAAUUUCUGUGUCUGUUCCAGGAAUUGGCGUUACAAGGUCAUUGGAACCUGCACUCACUUUUGUACAUAGUAUUUUUCUGGUUUUAUCUGUUUUCUAAAUUAUCACUGUCUUUGUUUUCUGGGUCUGAGCAAAUUCACUUUGUUAAUGUAGUGAUCGUGGGACAUUUUUAUCUGCUUUAGUAACCAACUGUUCAUAUCUCUCAAACCUAGUUGAGUUGUCUACUUUCAUUUGGUCUCCUCCUGUUUGGAGAUUACAAUUUUUAUUAAACGGUGCAAUCCUUUUUAUUCUAGGAAAGUGGCACUUUUUUCUCAAAGAUUCAGGUCAACGUCUCUUAGUGUGGCUGCAAUUCUCGGGACAGCUCAUAACAACCUGACGAUAUUUAUGAAGAAACAUGUUAAACUACAAGCUUAUGGUGGAAUAUUUUGUGCGUGUUUGUCUCUUGGAUGUUGGAAGGCAUGUGCACUGUGGAUGCCAGAAACUCUCUGGUCCCAAGCACAUCCCAAAUUACCCACUUUGUUUUGUUUUUUGUAAUUUCUCUUGUCUAAAAUUGUUCAGUUGGCAGGGUAUGGAGUUUUAACUUGAUUUAGCACCUCUAGUGUUCAUUUUCUUAAGUUCAUUUAUUUUUUUAAACUCCUGUCUUGCGUUUUAAUCUGUUUUGAUUAUGUAGCCACUGCACCAUUGACAGGUUCUAGGCCCAAAAUGCUGAUGCACAAAUACAACUGCCAGUCUCUGCACUGGAAGAUCAGAGAUUAAAAAAAAAAAAAAGUUUUAUGAAUUACAAACAUUUGCCAAAAAGAGUACAAAGUCACAUAUGUAGGUUAUGGAAGGUAUUUAAGAAUAAAUCAUAAUAAAUACCUUUGCCUUAUUCUUAUAUACCUUUCAUAACCUACAUAUGUGACUUUGUACUCUCUUUUUGGCAAAUGUUUGUAAUUCAAUUUAAAGAAUUGUCAUUUCAGAUCUUGUUUUCUUCUUUCUGCUGCUCUGAAUGGACGUCUAGAGAAUCUGGCAAAUAGAUGUUCAGUCUUCCAGUUAAUACAAUGCUCUGACAGGCCAAUUUCCAUGUGGACAUCAUUGAUGGUUCAUUUGAAGUGUUCUGAACUUAUUGGUGUACUUAAUCUAACUCGUGCCACCCAUCUGUUGGCUGAAAUGACCUAUCUGAUUAAUUAGAAGUACAUAACUGACAAGUCCAAAGUCUUGCCUCCUUACAAGGCCUGUUAAAUAAUGUAUAAUAAAUUGAACAGUAAUGCCACAAUGUGAUCUAUAGCAUCCUUUGGUUGUGCUGAUGGCUGGGCAUCAGCUUUGCAUGUAGUUUUUUAUGAAGGGGAUUUUCUGAUGCUGAAUAUGUAAUGAAUUGGCUUGAAGCCCACGUGGGAGCUGCACAUAGAUUUGACCAUUGUAGUGUACUUUAGUUUUCUGGCACUAAAACGGGACUUUUUUAGGUAAUGAAGGAAGUUUGAAUGUCGUGCAUUUCGGAAAGUUUUUGCAUGGUGAUGCCUGGCUGUAAUAUUUAUUUUUUUCAAUUACGUUUUGGUCCUCGUUACGUUCUUCAGGACCACAACCCUAAUUUAAUUUGUCUACUUUUUGGGAAUACCAUGUCCAAAACAGUGUUUCAAAAUGUAUUGGGAUAUGAAUGUGUAUGUUUUAAAACACAGAAAUAAUCAUUAUGACUGUUAACCUUAAGUCAAGAAAUGUUGUUUUGAGUGAUCGUUUAAAAACAUAAUUGUCUUUUUUGAACUUGGCUUGUUUGAUGACUAAACUAUCCUGGUGGCAGAUUUUUGUGGCUAUUUGGGUCUUAAACACGGGUCAUGUUCCAGCAGUCUACAACCAACGUCAUCGACUGCACAGUCUAUCAGUUUGCUAUAUAUGUGGUUUGCAGAUAUUAAACACUUAUCCAGGAGUUGAGAUUUGGCAGACAUCUAUAAUGUAGUCAGUCUGGAAGGUGGAAAUUGUUUUGGUGAAGUGCAUUUUAUAUACAAGGCAGAACCCCGCAAUGGCCUGUUUCAAUCUAACCUGGUGCCAAUCUUGACCUUUAACCCUGUUAGCUAUUGGUCCCUGAUUGUAUUAUUUUCUAGAUCUUCUGAAUGAUUGGUGUGGUUAUUGGAAGGAGCCCUUGCAGCUCUUGUGUUUUUGGGGUGUGAAAGAUCAGUGGUGUUGCAUCAGAUCUCCCCUGUGACAUCUGUGUUGACAUUCUGGUACACUGUGGGCCUUGUGCCACCUUCUGCUCUCUUUUUUUUUGUUUGUCUCUGUUUUUUUUUGGUGAUUUUAUUUAUUUUGUGAUUUUUGUUUACAUUUAUAUAUUUCAGCGGGAAAUGUAUUUUAUUUUUUUCUGAUUUACUUAAAUCAUGUUAGCCGACUCAAGUUUCUUACAAACAAUAAAACAGUAUUUCAAGUUUUUUUUUUCA
This is a messenger RNA of Oncorhynchus mykiss (rainbow trout), 3540 nucleotides long. NCBI's taxonomy places the organism in Eukaryota, Metazoa, Chordata, Actinopteri, Salmoniformes, Salmonidae. The record is from RefSeq and is a predicted model, not a curated record.